GUGAAAAGGCGACAGUAAGCAGCCAUGGUUGACAUAGUAGAUGAAGCAAUAGGGAAUGUAACUCAAGCUAUGCAGCAAGCUGGUCUGUGGGAAGACACCUUAAUGAUUUUCACCACAGAUAAUGGUGGUAUUCCAGUCCACGGUGGAUAUAACUGGCCCCUCCGUGGACACAAAGGCAGCCUUUGGGAGGGAGGGCUCAGGGCAAUAGGCUUUGUUCAUGGAAAAAUGCCACAGAAGACUGGAAUCAAGUGCACAGAACUACUUCAUGUGACAGACUGGUACCCAACUCUUCUCCACAUAGCAGGAUGUGGGUGACAGUUCCAGAAUAAAAGUUGCACUUUACAACAUUACUGCUGACCCAAAUGAACAUGUAGACCGGAGCGCAAAGUUCCCGGAUGUGGUGAAGAAAUUGCAAGAUAGAGUGCAGUAUUACUUCAAGGGGAUGGUUCCUAUCUUGAACAAACCUUCGGAUCCGAAGGCAAUGAAAGUGGCAAAAGAGAGAGGGUACUGGGGCCCAUGGAGAGGCUAAAGUGGAACCGUAGAGAGUUUAUCAUUACACCGUUAUCUGAUUGCAUUUCAUCAGAUUGCAGUUCAAGAAUUUCACGGAAGAUCUUGGAAAAGAUUUAUAUACCCUCUUUGAAUGUAAUCCAUAGUUUGAAACAUACCAAGCCGAAACAUGUGAUGUUUACACUAUAAAUUAGAGCACUCCAGAAUCGCCGUAAUUAUGCGCGAAAAGCUGCUCCCGUGGCAGCUAACUUCUCCAGCAACAGGUGAGGGUUUUCUCCACCCAAUCCGAUUUUCCUCCCUCCUGAAAACCAACAUUUCUUACCAACGACUGCUGACUCUUGGCUUACUACCACUAACUUAUGACAGGGAAAUCCGAGAUCUUUUUUUACUUUAUAAUUAUUUCUUGAGCUACUGAAGUAAACCUUAAUCGGAUUGUUACUUUUGUUAUGCAUGGCGGUUCUCACACUCUGGACCCUACCGACCCUACCCUUGUGUUAAACCCUGUUUGCUUAAAACCCCUUCUUUUCAGGAUUCGUUAACAGAAUUGUAAAACCCUGGAACGUAUUUGCAAACUAGCCUCUCCUGAAAUAUUCUUGAGACUGAGUAUCUUUAAGAAAUCUCUGCGUGCUACCUAUUUUACCCUACUGGACACAACUUUUGAUGUAGACAUGCCAUGCACCUGGUUCCUUUCUCGUAACUGCUCGUGCCACCAAGCCUGCAAAUAAUUUUUGUCUAUAAGCAGGUCAUUUGUCAGGCCAAAGACAAGUUU
Messenger RNA from Orbicella faveolata, 1276 nucleotides. Its product is annotated as arylsulfatase B-like. Gene Ontology annotation, molecular function: sulfuric ester hydrolase activity. Lineage: Eukaryota; Metazoa; Cnidaria; Anthozoa; Scleractinia; Merulinidae. The record is from RefSeq and is a predicted model, not a curated record.